AGUCCGGGUCCCUCCCAGACGGGAGCAGCACAGGCGGUGCCCCGCGACCGAGGAGCCAUGGACGGCAGCGGCCCCUUCAGCUGCCCCAUCUGCCUGGAGUCGCUCCGGGAGCCAGUGACGCUGCCCUGCGGCCACAACUUCUGCCUCGCCUGCCUGGGCGCGCUUUGGCCGCACCGCGGCGCGGGUGGCGCCGGCGGGCCGGGAGGCACGGCCCGCUGCCCGCUGUGCCAGGAGCCCUUCCCCGACGGCCUGCAGCUCCGCAAGAACCACACGCUGUCUGAGCUGCUGCAGCUCCGCCAGGGCUCCGGCCCGGGGCCCGGCCCCGGCCCGGCCCGGGCCCCCGAGCCGGUGGCGCCCAGUGCGCCGCCCAGUGCGCCGCCCAGCGCCCCGGAGCCGUCGGCUCCCUGCGCGCCGGAGCCGUGGCCGGCGGGCGAAGAGCCGGUGCGCUGCGACGCGUGCCCCGAGGGCGCCGCCCUACCCGCCGCGCUCUCCUGCCUCUCCUGCUUCGCCUCCUUCUGCCCCGCGCACCUAGGCCCGCACGAGCGCAGCCCCGCGCUGCGCGGACACCGCCUGGUGCCGCCGCUGCGCCGCCUGGAGGAGAGCCUGUGCCCGCGCCACCUGCGGCCGCUCGAGCGCUACUGCCGCGCGGAGCGAGUGUGCCUGUGUGAGGCCUGUGCCGCUCAGGAGCACCGGGGCCACGAACUCGUGUCGCUGGAGCAGGAGCGCGCGCUCCAGGAGGCCUGGGCUAGGGGCACAGACUCUUUGGGGACAAUGAUGCCCGGGACAGCUGAAUGCCAUCUUGUGCAGCGCCUCCUCCUCACUCUCUUUCUCUGCCUCUUCCCCACUGAAGGAAGUUCUCAAAUGAAUGCCGAGCAGCCCAAAGUCCUGAGCGCUGUGGAGGACCGCAUGGACGAGCUGGGCGCGGGCAUCGCACAGUCCCGGCGCACGGUGGCCCUCAUCAAGAGUGCAGCCGUGGCAGAGCGGGAAAGGGUGAGCCGGCUGUUUGCCGAGGCUGCAGCCGUCCUGCAGGGGUUUCAGGCAGAGGUGCUGUCCUUCAUCGACGAGGGGGAGGCGACCAUGCUGGGCCGCUCCCAGGGCGACCUGCGGCGGCAGGAGGGACAGCGCAGCCGGCUCAGCCGGGCCCGCCGCAACCUCGGUCAGGUCCCUGAAGCCGACUCGGUCAGCUUCCUGCAGCUCCUGGAGCUCAGGCUGGCCCUGGAGGAGGGGUGCGGCCCUGGGCCCGGGCCCCCAAGGGAGCUCAGCUUCACCAAGUCAUCCCAGGCCGUGCAGGUGGUACGAGAUGGCCUGGCUUCAGCCUGCACCAGCCAGUGGGAGCAGCUGCAGGGGCUGGGCAGCGACGAGGAUGAGCUGCAGAAGCUAGGCACGGAAGUGGAUGCUGAGUCCCAGGACCCCGAAAGCGCCAACAGCCUGGAGAGUGAGGCUCCCAGGGAUUACUUCCUCAAGUUUGCGUACAUCGUGGACCUGGACAGCGACACGGCAGACAAGUUCCUGCAGCUGUUUGGAACCAAGGGUGUGAAGAGGGUGCUGUGUCCCAUCAACUACCCAGAGUCGCCCACCCGCUUCACCCACUGUGAGCAGGUGCUGGGCGAGGGCGCCCUGGACCGGGGCACCUACUACUGGGAGGUAGAGAUCAUUGAGGGCUGGGUCAGCGUGGGAGUCAUGGCUGAAGACUUCUCCCCGCAAGAGCCCUACGACCGGGGCCGGCUUGGACGCAAUGCUCACUCCUGCUGCCUGCAGUGGAACGGACGCAGCUUCUCCGUCUGGUUCCACGGGCUGGAGUUGCUCCUGCCCCACCCCUUCUCGCCCACUGUCGGGAUCUGCCUGGAAUAUGCUGACCGAACCCUGGCCUUCUAUGCCGUGCGGGAUGGCAAGAUGAGCCUUCUGCGGAGACUGAAGACCUCCCGGGCCCGCCGGAGUGGCACCCCAGCCUCCCCGGUUGACCCCUUCCAGAGCCGCCUGGACAGCCACUUUGCGGGGCUCUUCACACACAGGCUCAAGCCCGCCUUCUUCCUGGAGAGCGUGGAUGCCCACCUGCAGAUCGGGCCCCUCAAGAAGUCCUGCAUAUCCGUGCUGAAGAGGAGGUGAUGCAGGGGGCACGGGGCCUCCUCCCGCUGCUGUCCCAGCUCCUGGGAAGCUUGCUUCUCUGCACCCCUGCUUUGCCCCAGGGAAGACACCAGCCUUGGAGUCCCAAACAUUCCCCAGGCUUCUCAUUUCUAGAGGCCUCCACCUUCCAUAUACAAGGCCUUCCACCUCUCAGGGACGAGGCUCCCCAGGCCCUGUCCCCCUGCAGGCCUUGUUUCUGGGAGAAGGGUUACCCCGACCCCUCCUCUCCCAGGUUCUUGGGACAGUGCCUGGCACAUAGUAGGUGCUCAAUAAACAUUUGUCGAACGAAUGACUCCUUUUUCUACCCUUCUCUCCACCCACCAAGGAUUCCCAAUACUUCUCAUCUUUCAAGAGCAGGUCUUGAAAGGCAGGACAAGGGAACAAGCCCCUAGUCCCAGAUUCCUAUUGGGAGGGAGAACCCUGGCCCAGGAAGAGGAGGC
Molecule: messenger RNA, 2564 nt
Organism: Delphinapterus leucas (beluga whale)
Lineage: Eukaryota; Metazoa; Chordata; Mammalia; Artiodactyla; Monodontidae
Source: RefSeq, a predicted model, not a curated record